Molecule: messenger RNA, 817 nt
Organism: Juglans microcarpa x Juglans regia
Lineage: Eukaryota; Viridiplantae; Streptophyta; Magnoliopsida; Fagales; Juglandaceae
Cellular component (GO): mitochondrion
Source: RefSeq, a predicted model, not a curated record
AAAGUAGAGCUACUUCCGCAGCCAUUAGAACCGGAACAAAGCAAGGGAGAGAUGGGAUUUGGAUCUUUGAGAACCCUAAUUCGACCGCUAUCGAGAACUGUGAUAUCUCGUACCUCCACUCGCGUCACUACGACGCCGUUUCCUGCCACUUUCAUCCCCCAGGUCUGUUUUCAUUGGCCCCUUCACCGCCUAGCCCCGUGGUUUCCGAUCUCGAACCAUCUUCACAGCUUGACGGACGCUAGGUUUCCAAAGAGACGGCCCAGCGAUAGGUCUCGUCGCAAAAGAGCCAGCUUGAAACCUCCAGGGCCGUAUGCUUGGGUUCAGUACACACCGGGCGAACGGAUACCUCCGAGUAGUCCCAAUGAAGGCAGUGUAAAAAGAAGGAACGAGAAAAAGCGCAUAAAGCAGCACCGCGCGUUUAUACUGUCAGAAAAAAAGAAACGAAAAGCUCAGUUGCAAGAGGCUAAUAGGAAGAAAAUUAUAAAGAGGGUAGAGCGUAAAAUGGCUGCCGUGGCAAGGGAAAGAGCAUGGGCUCAAAGACUGGCAGAGCUGCAGCAGCUCGAGGAAGAGAAGAAAAAAUCCAUGGCUUAAAAUUCAUCCGCAGGACCUCAAAUGCAGAUGAUGUUUCUUGCUUUCUAGCUUUUUACCCAUUCUCGACUGCAUUUGUCAUAUUAGUUUCUUUCAGCUCCCAUGUUGUUCUCUCCUAUCUGUUAGAUAGGUGAGCCUAUGCUCAAUUUCUCAGUAUUUAGCCGCCUUAACAUAUACAGUGGUCUGUUAUGCACAUUUUUCAAUUGUAGAAUUGGACUCAUUUGGAGUU